Molecule: messenger RNA, 240 nt
Organism: Nematocida minor
Lineage: Eukaryota; Fungi; Microsporidia
Exons: 1
Coding region: 1-240 (79 amino acids)
Source: RefSeq, a predicted model, not a curated record
AUGGAAGAGUCAAAUAAAAAGAGCAUUUUUGAUAUUUUACUCCUGACCGUGGGCCUGUCGGUUGUCUCGCUGAUUGUUCUCUACACGUACAUACACAGUGCAAUAAAGCCCGCAAAGAAAAACUUCGGAAAAGUGGUCCUGGGAAAGAAAGCCAAAAAAAAGGCCAAAAGAAACACUGAUGUGAUGAGCAGCAAAAACUCCUCAGUAAGCAUUGAAAUUAGCACAGCCGAAAUGGACUAG